Pan troglodytes (chimpanzee) is the source of this 1457-nucleotide messenger RNA. It is a transcript of the gene PTGER1, whose product is annotated as prostaglandin E receptor 1. Gene Ontology annotation, molecular function: prostaglandin E receptor activity. Gene Ontology annotation, cellular component: plasma membrane. The transcript is spliced from 3 exons. Lineage: Eukaryota; Metazoa; Chordata; Mammalia; Primates; Hominidae. Gene Ontology annotation, biological process: adenylate cyclase-activating G protein-coupled receptor signaling pathway; positive regulation of cytosolic calcium ion concentration; inflammatory response. Bases 130 to 1353 code for a protein of 407 amino acids. The record is from RefSeq and is a predicted model, not a curated record.
GGAGCCGCCCCAGGAAGAGGGAGGGAGGAAGCGGCUUGCCGGAGAGCCAGGGCGCAGUGGGCGGCAGGGCUGAGCGCCGGUGAUGGGGACCCCACAUCCCAGGCAGUGCCAGCACCCCUGGCGCCUGACAUGAGCCCUUGCGGGCCCCUCAACCUGAGCCUGGCGGGCGAGGCGACCACAUGCGCGGCGCCCUGGGUCCCCAACACGUCGGCCGUGCCGCCGUCGGGCGCUUCGCCCGCGCUGCCCAUCUUCUCCAUGACGCUGGGCGCCGUGUCCAACCUGCUGGCGCUGGCGCUGCUGGCGCAGGCCGCCGGCCGCCUGCGACGCCGCCGCUCAGCCGCCACCUUCCUGCUGUUUGUGGCCAGCCUGCUGGCCACCGACCUGGCGGGCCACGUGAUCCCGGGCGCGCUGGUGCUGCGUCUGUACACUGCGGGGCGCGCUCCGGCCGGCGGGGCCUGCCACUUCCUGGGCGGCUGCAUGGUCUUCUUCGGCCUGUGCCCGCUGCUGCUGGGCUGUGGCAUGGCCGUGGAGCGCUGCGUGGGCGUCACGCGGCCGCUGCUCCACGCCGCGCGGGUCUCGGUCGCCCGCGCGCGCCUGGCGCUGGCCGCGGUGGCCGCGGUGGCCUUGGCCGUGGCGCUGCUGCCGCUGGCGCGCGUGGGCCGCUAUGAGCUGCAGUACCCGGGCACGUGGUGCUUCAUCGGCCUGGGUCCCCCGGGCGGCUGGCGCCAGGCACUGCUUGCUGGCCUCUUCGCCAGCCUCGGCCUGGUCGCGCUCCUCGCCGCGCUGGUGUGCAACACGCUCAGCGGCCUGGCUCUGCUACGCGCCCGCUGGCGACGCCGCUCCCGACGGCCUCCCCCGGCCUCAGGCCCCGACAGCCGGCGUCGCUGGGGGGCGCGCGGACCCCGCUCGGCCUCCGCCUCGUCCGCCUCCGCCUCGUCCGCCUCGUCCAUCGCUUCGGCCUCCACCUUCUUUGGCGGCUCUCGGAGCAGCGGCUCGGCACGCAGAGCUCGCGCCCACGACGUGGAGAUGGUGGGCCAGCUUGUCGGUAUCAUGGUGGUGUCGUGCAUCUGCUGGAGCCCAAUGCUGGUGUUGGUGGCGCUGGCGGUCGGCGGCUGGAGCUCUACCUCCCUGCAGCGGCCACUGUUCCUGGCCGUGCGCCUUGCCUCCUGGAACCAGAUCCUGGACCCUUGGGUGUACAUCCUACUGCGCCAGGCCGUGCUGCGCCAACUGCUUCGCCUCCUGCCCCCGAGGGCCGGGGCCAAGGGCGGCCCCGCGGGGCUGGGCCUAACACCGAGCGCCUGGGAGGCCAGCUCGCUGCGCAGCUCCCGGCACAGCGGCCUCAGCCACUUCUAAGCACAACCAGAGGCCCAACGACUAAGCCAGCCCACCCUGGGCUGGGCCCAGGUGCGCGGCGCAGAGCCUUUGAGGAAUAAAAAGCCAUUCUGCGAGCCCAGGCA